AUGUCAUCUCGUGUUGAAAAAUAUUUAUCUGAACAAAAAUCUGUCGGUGGCCCAUUCGCUAAUGAAUGGCUUGAAUUCGAAUCUCUCUAUCAAAGUCGUCUGUGGCAUGAAUUAACACUACGUGUAACAUCGUUUGUUCAUCGUGAUGAAUUAAAGCAAGGUGACCAAUUAAAAACUUUCUAUGAAAAUUUUCUAUCUGAUUUCGAACAUCGUAUCAAUCAGUUAGCAUUAGUAGAAAUUAUUAUACCUAUAACACGAACAUUUAAACAAGUUGAUCAAGCUAUAGAAUUUAUUCAACAAAUACGUGAAAAAGUUAAAAAUAAUUCCGUAGCUGUUCUCCUCUGUGAUAUAACGAUUGGUAAAGCAUAUUUAGUAACCAAAAAUUUAAUUGAAACUAAAAAAAUUAUUGAAAAUUUAAGUCCAAAAUUCGAUGAACUCGAUCAUUUAACGACAGUUCAUUCAAGAUUCUAUGAUUUAGCGUCAAAUUAUUAUCGUUUUAUGGGAAAUCAUAAUGAAUAUUAUCAAAAUGCACUUAAAUAUCUUGGUUGUAUUGAUCUAUCAAUAAUUCCAUUGAAAGAGAAAGCUGAACGUGCAUUCAAUCUUGGUUUAGCUGCAUUAUUAGCUGAAAAUGUUUAUAAUUUUGGUGAAAUACUUCAACAUCCUGUACUUGAUGCACUUAAAAAUACACGUGAACAAUGGCUAAUCGAUUUAUUACAAGCAUUUAAUAUAGGUGAUGUAGAAAAAUUUGAUGCAUUAAAAUCUCUUUGGCAAAGUCAACCGGAUUUACGUAUGGCAGAAUUUGUCUUAAAGAAAAAGGCUACAUUACUUUGUCUUAUGGAUAUGAUAUUUGCUGCAGGUGGUUCACGUUCAUUAAGUUUCAAUGAUGUUGCUACACGAACGAAAAUACCUAUUGAACAAGUUGAAUUAUUAGCUAUGAAAGCUCUAUCAUUAGAUUUAAUACGUGGAAGUAUUGAUCAAAUUGAUCAAAAAUUAAAUAUGCACUGGGUUAAACCACGUGUUUUAGAUUUAAGACAAGUUGCAACAUUAAAAACACGAUUAGAUCAAUGGACAAAUGAUGUCAAACAAAUGUCUUCAUUAGUUGAACAACAAGCUGGAGAUAUUCUUUCGUAG
Molecule: messenger RNA, 1131 nt
Organism: Rotaria socialis
Lineage: Eukaryota; Metazoa; Rotifera; Eurotatoria; Philodinida; Philodinidae
Source: the annotation of a GenBank genome assembly